GCUCCUUCCUCUACAAACAAACACACCUUACAAUCUCCCUUGAACAACAAGGCCAGCACAUACAACAAUGGCCGGUAUGUUGAUGAAGAUAGCCUGUAUGGUGGUGGCUUGCAUGGUGGUGUUAGCACCCUAUGGAGAAGCUAUCAUCACCUGUGGUCAGGUGACAAGCAAUUUGCUUCCUUGCUUGAACUACCUAAGGAACGGCGGGCAAGUUCCCACAAACUGUUGUGCGGGUGUCAGGAGUGUUAAAAGAGCGGCUAGAACUCGUCCAGACAGGCAAAACGCUUGUAAAUGCAUUAAGAGUGCUUGUAAAGACUACCCUGGAAUAAUCGAGGCUAAUGCCGCUAUUCUCCCCAAAAAAUGUAGUGUCAAAAUUCCUUACCAUAUCCAAUAUAGCAUCGACUGCUCAAAGAUUCAGUGAUUUUUAGAGUACGAAGAUCGAGGAAGAUUAAGCGAUGAGAUACCGUAUGUGUUGUAAUUCUGUUAUUUUUUUUACAAAUAAAAGAUGAGGAUUAUAUUCAUUUAA
Molecule: messenger RNA, 526 nt
Organism: Erigeron canadensis
Lineage: Eukaryota; Viridiplantae; Streptophyta; Magnoliopsida; Asterales; Asteraceae
Product: non-specific lipid-transfer protein Lac s 1-like
Exons: 2
Coding region: 68-421 (117 amino acids)
Biological process (GO): lipid transport
Cellular component (GO): membrane
Molecular function (GO): lipid binding
Source: RefSeq, a predicted model, not a curated record